Molecule: messenger RNA, 1301 nt
Organism: Camelus dromedarius (Arabian camel)
Lineage: Eukaryota; Metazoa; Chordata; Mammalia; Artiodactyla; Camelidae
Gene: RNF121
Product: ring finger protein 121
Exons: 10
Coding region: 18-1064 (348 amino acids)
Cellular component (GO): endoplasmic reticulum membrane; Golgi membrane
Molecular function (GO): ubiquitin protein ligase activity; metal ion binding
Source: RefSeq, a predicted model, not a curated record
GGGGCAGGGCUGUGAAGAUGGCGGCAGUGGUGGAGGUGGAGGUUGGAGCAGGUGCUGCCGGGGAACGGGAGCUGGAUGAGUGUAACUCCAUUCUGGUACUCAUACUACUCCAUGAAGUGCUAAAUGGUCCUCUCCGCACCAGGGUUGAUAUGUCAGACCUCUCCCCAGAGGAGCAAUGGAGGGUUGAGCACGCACGCAUGCAUGCCAAGCACCGCGGCCAUGAAGCCAUGCACGCUGAAAUGGUCCUCAUCCUCAUCGCUACCUUGGUUGUGGCCCAGCUACUCCUGGUGCAGUGGAAGCAGAGGCACCCCCGCUCCUACAAUAUGGUGACCCUCUUUCAGAUGUGGGUUGUUCCCCUCUAUUUCACAGUGAAGCUGCACUGGUGGAGGUUCCUUGUGAUCUGGAUCUUGUUCUCCGCCGUCACGGCCUUUGUCACCUUCCGAGCCACCCGAAAACCACUAGUACAGACAACCCCAAGGUUGGUUUAUAAGUGGUUCCUGCUGAUCUAUAAAAUCAGCUAUGCCACUGGCAUCGUUGGCUACAUGGCUGUCAUGUUUACCCUCUUUGGUCUUAACUUAUUAUUCAAGAUCAAACCAGAAGAUGCCAUGGACUUUGGCAUUUCUCUCCUCUUCUAUGGCCUCUACUAUGGUGUUCUUGAGCGGGACUUUGCGGAAAUGUGUGCAGACUACAUGGCGUCUACCAUAGGGUUCUACAGCGAGUCGGGCAUGCCUACCAAACACCUCUCGGACAGUGUGUGUGCCGUGUGUGGGCAGCAGAUCUUUGUGGAUGUCAGUGAAGAGGGCAUUAUAGAGAACACGUAUAGGCUGUCUUGCAACCACGUAUUCCACGAGUUCUGCAUCCGCGGCUGGUGCAUUGUGGGAAAGAAGCAGACGUGUCCCUACUGCAAAGAGAAGGUAGACCUCAAGAGGAUGUUCAGCAACCCCUGGGAGAGGCCACACGUCAUGUACGGGCAACUGUUGGACUGGCUUCGCUACUUGGUAGCCUGGCAGCCUGUCAUCAUUGGCCUGGUGCAAGGCAUCAACUACAUUCUGGGCCUGGAAUAGUCAGGAAGAAGAGCAUCCACCCACCAUGGACCUCAGGGCUCUCUCCUCCCUGCCCUCCAAGACCUCCUGGGUGGGAAAGACUCAAAGGGGCACUCGGGCCACUCAGGACCCCCCUGGCUGUGUCCAGGCUGGGGAGGGGUAUGAGGGAGAGCCAGCUGGUGGGGCUGUCAGCAGUGGGGGCUUUUUAAAAGAAAACUAUUUUGAUGAAUAUAUUUAAAAACCUUUUUUUAUUGUGGA